CCCCCAUAGGGCUGCAUUUUUUUUUAAAAUCCCAUCUGAUUGCUGAAUUUAUAAACGACGCCUGUAGAUGUCGCUGUUUACGACUCUAUUACCACUGCAAAGUAGCAGAAAUGGUCGAUGUCGUUUAUCCUGAGUGACAGACAGUCUAUGACUAGCAGUCCAGCCGGCGGGGCUAGCAACAAUCCGGUAGAAAAUAACAAUCCCGUGCUCGACUGUUGUGGAGGCCUCGGCAACGUUGACUACUCCAAGAUGGACUUUGCUGUGUUUGAGGAGAUCUUAAAACACGUCAACUUUCAUGACUCCAACUUCCACAUUGCUGUGGUUGCAAUUAUUUUCAAUCCGCUAUUCUGGAAUGUGGUAGCAAGAUGGGAGCACCGGACACAGAAACUCUCAAAGAUGUUUGGAAGUCCCUACCUCGCCUGUUAUUUCCUGGGCGUCGUUAUCAUCCUCCUCAAUGUGUACCGCACCCACAGCAUGACUGUAGUAAUGAGGACCCAGGCCAGGUGGAGCGUACUUGACAGGAAUGAGGUCUUUAACAUGGGUGUGCUUCUCAUAGCUGUGGGCUCUGUGUUUGUCGUAAGCAGCUUUCUCGCUCUGGGAUUCACUGGGACAUUCCUUGGUGAUUACUUUGGCAUUCUGAUGAAUGAGAAGGUGACGCGCUUUCCUUUCAGCCUCACGGAGAACCCCAUGUACUGGGGCAGCACAGCUCACUACCUUGGCUUAGCACUCAUAGGUGCAAGUCCAAUUGGUCUUGUCUUAACUGCAAUCGUAGCCUUGGUCUACAAGAUAGCAAUACAAUUUGAGGGACCUUUCACUGAACAAAUCUAUCAGCAGAGGACGCGCAAAGGUAAAUAAUCGCAUCCUGGUGGGUUGGGGGAGGAUUCCCUUCUGAUCAAGUGGACCUCAAAUUGGAUUAUUGAUUAUUAAACCACUUCCAGUGAGAAUCUUCUUGGUGUUACACACUUCUGUAGAGUGACUGUUGCAUAGUUGUUGGGGUUUUUUUUUCAUGUAAAUGUCAUUUUAUUCUCAAAGGUUAGCAUGUGAAAAAUAUAAAAAUUUAUAUUGUGAAAAAUUAAUGCCAGGAUGCAUUAACAGUACACCCUAACAAACUCAAGCAUAAUCCAUUUGAUCAUGGAAGCAAAAUAUUUUUCUUAUAAAAAUGUCAAAAUGAAGUAAUCAAGACUGUGAAAAUAAAACAAAAUCUACAAACAUA
Molecule: messenger RNA, 1213 nt
Organism: Syngnathoides biaculeatus (alligator pipefish)
Lineage: Eukaryota; Metazoa; Chordata; Actinopteri; Syngnathiformes; Syngnathidae
Gene: pemt
Product: phosphatidylethanolamine N-methyltransferase
Exons: 8
Coding region: 118-855 (245 amino acids)
Biological process (GO): phosphatidylcholine biosynthetic process
Molecular function (GO): phosphatidylethanolamine N-methyltransferase activity
Source: RefSeq, a predicted model, not a curated record